Molecule: messenger RNA, 5170 nt
Organism: Ctenopharyngodon idella (grass carp)
Lineage: Eukaryota; Metazoa; Chordata; Actinopteri; Cypriniformes; Xenocyprididae
Gene: znf319b
Product: zinc finger protein 319b
Exons: 2
Coding region: 579-2405 (608 amino acids)
Source: RefSeq, a predicted model, not a curated record
AUGCCAAUUAUGUGUUAUUCAGGUUCCCGUGCGGCUGUCGGGGGUUUCGGUGGUCAGCGAUCUAAGCCCAAAAUAAAACGCACUAUGUGUCGGGCAUUCCUCGCCAGUCAGCUCCCCUAAAUGCGCUGCAAACGCCGAAAAGACUGUUGUCGGCUUUUUACGGAAAACCCCAGGAGAUAUCUGGAGAGUUUUGCAGGGUUUUCAUGUGUUUUUACAGGCACUGGCCAGGGGGUGCGGCCUAGCAGAGACCGCGGAUCGGUCGGAGGAUUUACGGCCUUCAGAAACACCACAAGCCGUUUGUUGAUUGAACUUCCAUCCCUGAGAAUAAACAUACGUGGAAUCCGCUUCUGAAAAAAGGGCUGUACAAAGGUGAUGAAGAUGAUCAAGGUCCUUUGCACUUUUGGCUGAUGCUCACAUCCAUGUCAGUUCUCUGUUUGUAUCAAGCCAAAGCGUGUUCUGGAAAGCAUUGUUAGCUCCUUUUUUCCCCAUUGUGGGCAAUCCAACAAUCUCUUCCCCCUGACUUCACCCAAAAGUGGUCCAACUACGGCUCAAAGCUGAAUCCGUACACCCGAGCCCGGAUGACGGAGGCGUGGCAGCAGCAUGCUGUUGCCCCGCCUCCAGUCGUGCACACCAUCCCACCCGGGGCGGACGCACUGGGCUGCACUGUCUACGGCAUAGUCCUCCAGCCGGACACGGCAUUGCAGCAACAAUCCCAGCAACAACAACAACAGCAGCAGCAGCAGCAACAACAACAGCAGCAGCAGCAUCACAGUCAGCAGCAGCAUCCGGCACAAGCGCAGCAGUCCUCCUUGCAUGUGGGGAGCGAGGGAGGACACAAGUGUGGUGCAUGUGGCCAUGACAUCUCCCAUCUGGCUAAUCCACAUGAGCACCAGUGCAUGGUGAGCCAAGAUCGUUCGUUUCAGUGCACGCAGUGUCUGAAAAUCUUCCACCAAGCCACCGACCUGUUGGAGCACCAGUGUGUGCAGGUGGAGCAGAAACCCUUUGUGUGUGGAGUGUGCAAGAUGGGCUUCUCGCUGUUAACUUCACUAGCGCAGCAUCACAAUGCCCAUAACAGCGGAAACCCCAUGAAGUGCUCCAUAUGUGAAAAAACGUAUCGACCAGGUUCUGGAAAUGCCACACCAACUUCGUCAACGGCCACCCCUGGGCAACCAUCCAAUGACGAAGCAUCGUCUAGUGGCAGCGCUGCUGUCGGGACAUCAGGCCAGCCUACGUUCGAGCCUUCACAACCUGACCGGCCGUACAAGUGUUCGGUGUGCUCCAAGGGCUUCCGUCACUUAUCCGAGCUCACGCGUCACGAACGCGUCCACACAGGCGAGAAGCCUUUUAAAUGUGAAACAUGCGACAAAAGCUUCAGCCAGUCCUCACAUCUAGCCCACCACCAGCGUACCCACAGCUCCGAACGACCAUUCAAGUGUGCGGUGUGCGAGAAGAGCUUCAAGCACCGCUCCCACCUAGUCCGUCACAUGUAUGCCCACUCGGGUGAGCACCUUUUCAAGUGCAACCUCUGUGAGUUGCAUUUCAAAGAGUCUUCCGAGCUCCUCCACCACCAGUGUCAGCCGCAAGGUGCUCGGCCGUUUCGCUGCGCCACGUGUGGGAAGGGUUUCAAGCGUCCGUCCGACCUGAGACAGCACGAACGCACCCACUCAGAGGAACGCCCGUUCCACUGUGAAGACUGCCAGAUGAGCUUUAAACAACAGUACGCCCUGGUGCGCCACCGGCGCACACACAAGGCCUCCGCCGACCGCCCCUUCAAAUGCAACCUGUGCGACAAGGGCUUCCUGCAGCCGUCCCACCUGUUGUACCACCAGCACGUUCACGGCAUGGACAACCUCUUCAAGUGUGCCUCCUGCGGCAAGGGCUUCAGCCAGUCUGGGGAGCUGCUACGUCACAAAUGUGGUGAGUCCUCCUCGACACCCACAAAUCCAGACAAGCCCUACAAGUGUGACGUGUGCGGAAAGGCUUACAAAAAGGCCACCACGCUACAGCGCCAUCAGAAUUCCCACUGCACAGAGAAACCUCUCAAAUGCUCGCUGUGUGACCGACGCUUCCUGUCCUCCUCAGAGUUCGUGCAGCACCGAUGCGACCCAUCCCGGGAGAAGCCCUUGAAGUGUCCUGACUGCGAGAAGCGCUUCAAGUACUCCUCGGAGAUGCAGCGACACAGGCGUGUCCACACCGGCGAGAAGCCCUACAAGUGCGCCAGUUGCGACAAGGGUUUCAAGCAGCGGGAACACCUGGCCAAGCAUCAAAGCGUGCAUGCGAGAGAUGCCCAGUUUAAAUGUGUAUGGUGCGGAGAGCGUUUCGCUGAUCUAGGUGCCCUUCAAGAGCACACUGUCCAGCACACGGCUGAAGGUGGUGGAUACCCCGUGUCUUCUCUCAUUCAGUAACUCGUGUCCCCGAUUACAUUCACAGAGGUUUUAGCAAUAUCAGCAAACUACCCCAAUUGAAUUUUUACAAGGCCCAGUAACCUCAUGAUACCUCAUUUUGUUCUAAACGUGCAUAUGCUCAACAAGUAGUUGAUAUCAAGAGGAGUACUUCAAUUGUGUUUGAUUGGCAAGCAAAGAUGAAUUAUUGGUGGUUGUUUUAUAUUUGAAUCCUGGGAGGAGGGAAACGGAUUUCUGAACUCUAUCCCAGAUAGCACUGUGACCCUAGUACAGUAGGGUGGCAUUUGCCCUUCAUUGUGGCUCACAAUGCCCCCAUCAGAUCUCUAGAGCACAAGACAAAAGCGAUUUGGUCUGCAACUAUUUGUUCAGUCUGGAAUCGUCAUAUAGAAUCAGCUAUACAUUUUUGGUAUCACAUUCAAGUACCUAGUAUGGUUGAGAUACUGCUUAAGCCACGUUUCCACCGAAGGAACUGGGACUAGGGACUUUGGGGUGGUACUCAGUGUGUUUCGACCACAGGCACUAAAGUCUAAAUAAGUUCCGGGUAAAAAUUUCCCCUCAGAAAGUCCCUGCUCUCGAGGUAGUAGUUUCUCAAAAUUCAGGAACUUUCGGGGGUGCUGAUUGGUUGAAUCUACGCAGCAUUUCAACCACCAUUUUUAAAAGUCGGUUGUGGUGCGUGCAAAUUGUUGUUCCAAACCCAAAACAAAUUGUUGCGGGUAAUUUCGGUGGAAACGUGGCUUUGCUGUGUGCCUCUACAAAAUAACUCUACUCGGAUCACUAGCCUUGCUCCAGUUUUGAGUGCAUUGUACGCACAUUCGGAGCACCUCCAGCAGGCUACUCUGCGCAUUUAGUUCACCCCACAGCUAAAGACAAAACAGAAAGGGGGACAAAGUUGUGCUGUUAUAAACUGUCGAAACUGUCUGUAUAUGUCAGUGUUGACGUUCUCCUCGUGGCAACUAAUGGUAUGUACCAAAAACCAUCAUUGUACUGUACCACACCCUAAACGGGACAGAUCGUUAACCAGCAGAAGUAUAAUGACCUCAGACAGUCUCUACAUUUCACUGAGAUUAUACAUAAAUAUAUAGAAUCUAUAUAGAAAUGUAAACUUGCAUACAAACAGUUCAUAUUACCACCAGAAUCAGUACAGCUGUUCUAAAAAUUGCUUAACCUGAAAAGGCUUCCUGUAUUACUGUAUGUACAUAGUUAGUAUGUAUGCAACUUGUUUACCAGUCCUGUCAUUAGAUAUUGCAUUGUCUUUCUUAAACGGCACCACAGUUUUAUAAGUAGCUUUUCAUCAUGUGAAGUUCUGAUUCAUACAUUCUUUACGUUUUGUUUCUGAUUUGCCUUUUUAAAGUUAAUUUCAGCCUCUUUGUAGAUGUAGUUGGGAUUGUAAUUGGUGUGUUCAAGGUUGUGUGAAAGUUGACUCUGUUUUUAUAAAGGUUUUUGCCCCCCUCCCCCUUACAGAACUCAUGUACUUGUUGUACAGUACCCUAAGUGUCAUUCUUCCUCUACUGUAUAGAUUUAUCCAUGUGUUUGAUCUCUAAUCUGCCAACACCAUGUCUUGCCUGCAGUCAUUUGCCUUUCGCAACAUGACAGUGAGUCUUUUUUUCUGUUAUUUUCUUUUAUAAAAACUGUAAUCAGAGACUUUCAAAAAUGGAUUUUCGGUUUCCCCCAGAAUCCAGGAGGGAAAAUAAUUGUUUUGGGCCUCUAAGGCCUUGACUUAAACACACAUCAUUCAGAUGUUUUUGUUAGUGAAUGUUUGUUGCAUACUCAUCCAACGAUAACCAGUACAUUAUUUUGAGAAAUUGUUUUUUAAACUGACAUAUACAUAUAUGUGUAUAUAUUUAAACAUACAUAUUUGAUUUAGAGAGUAAGUGGUACUCAUACAAGAGUAAUCUAUGGUUUUUGAAUCACAUGCUCUCCUUUUUUUUUAUUUUAGAAGAAGCUACCACUUUUUGUAAUGGUCCACAAAGCUGAAUUUUAAUAGAACUGUUCAAGUCUUGAUUUGCCUAGUUUUUUUUUUUUUUUUUUUUUUUUUAACUUUACCCCUCCCACACCAUUGCAAUUUCCCAUCAUUUUACCUGGGGCAAAAUGACAUUCUCAGCUCUGUUGCUUAUGCAGUAUUACAUGUUGAUUACUGGCCCUUGAGGAACAUCUCCCUCUUGCAGUUAGGUUUGCCUAGUACUGUACAGCGGGGUUAGAGGUGAUAAUGACACUCUGGCCUUAAGCAGGGGCGUCUAGUUUCUCCCCAGAGCCCUUUGCCUCCAAUUUGUUUCCCCUUUAUAGUAUCUAUUUAUGCAUUGUUUUAAAUACCAAGGGGCUUUUUUAAAACCAUAGGCAUUAAGAAUCAAAGAGCAGUUGGAUUUGAAAAGUAUGUUGUGUUUUUUUAUGUUUUCAUGUUUGUAUAUUAAUUUUUUAUUAAUAUUGUUUAAAAUCUCUAUAUAAAUAUCUAUAUUCUUGGCAGACGUGUCAGGACCACAGGGGAACGUUAAGAUCGAUGGCCUUCCUCUAUGGUUUUGAGACCUCUCCACCCCGUGCAUGCCUGCUGUGUUAGUUCCCGUAAUCUGUUCCAAGUAUCUGCACUUCCGAGCGCACAUACUUAUCCUUAGCUUUUUUUUUUUUUCUUUUUUUUUUUUUUUUCCAAAUUGUAGAUUGUGAAUGAGCUAGUCAGAAAAGUUCAUGUGGCGGUUGAUGUGACAUUCAUGCUGAAAUAUCUGUAUGUAGCAUUUAAUAUACACAGCACUAACUAAUAAACCUUUUCAUUAAUAAUG